Molecule: messenger RNA, 6773 nt
Organism: Dinoponera quadriceps
Lineage: Eukaryota; Metazoa; Arthropoda; Insecta; Hymenoptera; Formicidae
Gene: DNApol-theta
Product: DNA polymerase theta
Exons: 22
Coding region: 67-6501 (2144 amino acids)
Biological process (GO): double-strand break repair via alternative nonhomologous end joining; DNA-templated DNA replication
Molecular function (GO): DNA binding; DNA-directed DNA polymerase activity; ATP binding
Source: RefSeq, a predicted model, not a curated record
UCGAGCUCUAGAACGAUUUAAAUCGUCUCGGAGUAACGUUGGGAAGCUCGUCACGGUGGAAAAAUAAUGCAACCUUUUCGCGAUGAUACUCUGUUUGCCUGUCUAAACGUUGAAAAGAAACAUAGAAUUUUGCAAAAAGAAAAUAAAGAGUUCGGGGACAAAGAUAAUGACGUGAAUAAGUCGAAACUGUCACAUUCUGCAAUCAAAAGAGAAAUACUAAGAAAGGAUGAGUCUGACAUCGGAAAGUAUUUCGACGACAGUGUUAUAUCUCUUAAUGUUAAUAGCGGGAAGAAUUCGACGUCAAAUAUUUUGAAAAAGGACAAAAUUCUCAUAUCCCAAAAUAAUAGAAAUUCUUAUAAAAUAAGCAGUAAAAACACUAAUGUGAACUGUUUGAAUAAGAAACGUCCUUUUAAUACUAUAAAAGAAAAUGAUGAGCUUAACAUAGAACAUUUUCAGAAAAAUAAGUUUCGUGAUAAUGAAAAAGAUACAAUUAGUAAUAGCUAUGUUGCAACAUCAGCUAAUAAUUGUACAUAUGACAAAGAGAGUUCAGGUAGCAUUUUGUAUUUGCCUCUUUGUACUCAGGAUCGAUGCAAAUUAGGAUCAUGGGGUUUACCACCAAAUAUUCUUCAGAAAUAUAUUGCUCAUGGAGUUGAAAAUAUGUUUACAUGGCAAAUGGAGUGUUUGUCAAACCAUAAGAUAAUGCAGGAUAAACAGAAUCUUGUAUAUUCUGCACCUACUUCGGCAGGAAAGACUCUUAUUGCUGAAAUCCUUUUAAUCAAGACUGUCUUAGAAAGGCAGAAGAAAGUAAUUUUUAUUUUACCAUUUGUUUCUGUUGUCAGAGAAAAGAUGUAUUAUUUCCAAGACUUAUUGUCUGAUAGUGGAAUAAGAGUGGAGGGGUUUAUGGGAGGUGCUGCACCACCCGGAGGAUUCGCUGCUACUCAGAUUGCAAUAGCAACCAUAGAAAAAGCAAAUUCUUUGGUAAAUCGUUUGAUGGAAGAGAACGAUCUGAGCAGUCUGGGAGCUGUGGUAAUAGAUGAAUUGCACUUACUUGGCGAUACUCAUCGUGGCUAUCUUCUGGAAUUGCUCCUAACGAAAUUGAAGUAUAUGACUAUUCGCAACGACGAUAUUAAUAUACAACUGAUUGGCAUGUCAGCCACAUUGCCAAACCUAUCUUUGUUAGCUAAAUGGUUAGAUGCUGAAUUGUAUAAAACUGAAUUUCGCCCCAUACCUUUGAAUGAGUAUUGUAAGAUAGGGCCAAAUAUAUAUGACAACAAGUUUAGUCUCGUUAGAAAAUUAGCAGUAUUGCCAGAAUUGGAAGCGGAUGCAGAUAAUAUUCUUCAGCUUUGUAUCGAGACGAUAAACGCCGGCCACAGCGUAUUAAUUUUCUGUCCUACAAAGAAAUGGUGUGAGAAAUUGGCGCAACAACUCGCAGCAACUUUCUUCAAGUUAGGUUGUGGAAAUACCACGUCCGGAGAAAUGUUGAAAAAGGAGAUCAAUCCUGAGUUGAUCUACGAAACUUUGGAGCAGCUAAAGCGCAGUCCAAGUGGCUUGGACAGUAUUUUGAAGAGCACGAUCUCGUUCGGCAUCGCUUUUCAUCAUGCCGGGCUCACGAUGGAAGAGCGCGACAUCAUAGAAGGAUCGUUCAGAACUGGAUCCUUGAGAGUUCUCAUAGCGACGUCGACAUUAAGCAGCGGUGUGAACUUACCCGCGCGAAGAGUAAUCAUAAGAUCGCCCAUGUUUGGUUCUAAUUUGCUGAACACUUUGACUUACAAACAGAUGAUAGGACGUGCUGGCCGCAUGGGGAAAGACAGUACAGGAGAAAGUAUAUUGAUAUGCAAGCCGAACGAACGCAAUGCGGCGACAUCGUUGCUGUCUGCGACUUUAGACCCGAUUGAGUCCUGCCUCAACAAUUCCACACUAUUGAUAAGAGCGCUUUUAGAAGCCAUAGCCAGCGAGGUUUUGUACACCUCGGAAGAUUUAGAAUUAUAUAUCAAUUGCACUUUGCUGAGCUUGAGCGAUCCCUCUGACGUGCAAACUUUCUCCAAUAAAGCGAUUAAAUUCUUAUUGGACAAUGAAUUUUUAUUAUUACAGACUACAGAGAAAGAAUCCCGGUGGAUAGCGACGUCGCUUGGAAAAGCGUGCCUGGCCGCUUCCGUACCUCCCAGGGAAGGAUUGUUCCUGUUCGAGGAGUUACAAAAGGCCAGAAGAUGCUUCGUUUUGGACACAGAACUGCACGUGGUUUAUCUGGUGACACCACUUAGUACCGGUAGUCAAAUCGAAAAUGUUGACUGGAUGACGUUUCAUGAAUUGUGGAACACGAUGUCGGAAAGCGAGCGCAGAGUUGGUAGGCUCGUCGGAGUGGAAGAGCGCUUCCUAUUGUCGGCUAUUCGAGGAAUUGUUAGAUCUGGGAAAUUGUUGAAUAUACAUAAGAGAUUCUACAGUGCGUUGGCACUACACGAGUUAGUGAACGAAGUUCCGCUCAAUGCGGUUUGCAAAAAGUACGGCUGUUGCCGCGGAGUAUUGCAAACAUUGCAGCAGUCCGCCUCUACGUACGCUGGUAUGGUCACGCAAUUUUGCAAGCAGUUGCGCUGGGACUGCAUGGAGUUGUUGAUCAGUCAAUUUCAAACGAGAUUGCAGUUCGGCGUCUGCAGGGAACUGCUGGAUCUGCUGCGUCUUCCAAUGUUAAAUGGUCUGCGAGCGAGAAGCCUGUACAAGCAAGGGAUAACGUGCGUUGCGGACUUGGCUGUCGCCAACGAACUUAACGUCGAACGCGCACUUUAUAAUGCUCUUCCUUUUGAAAGUGAGAAAGAUCAAGAAGGAGAAUAUGCACUUGAGACGGAAAAAAGAAAUAAAGUGAGGACAGUGUUUGUCACCGGAAGAGACGGGCUCACACCGCAGCAAGCGGCAAUUCUGUUGGUCCAAGAGGCACGGGUGUUGGUACAGAAAGAGCUGGGACUUGAACAACUUCCGUGGGAGCAAAACGAGCGAUCUCUGCAAGUAAAUACACAGGCAGGAAAUAUUAAGGAUACGCCCAGUACCCAAGAACAAUCUCAGGUGAGGAUAGAUACAGACGGUUCAACGUCUACAAAAGAAGGAGUAUCCGUCGCGGAAAAUUCGCUAUGUAGUAAGCCUGCGAGUAGGGAAAAUCAAAAGGGUGACAUUUCCAGCACAAAUACAUGCAAAGAAACCGUCGAAACUAAACUCGUACUCGAAAAAAAGAAAAUGAGUGAAUCACUUAUAAGCUUGGAGAAUGAUCAAGAUUCGUCAAAUUUUCGUGACAUAAGCAGUCCUGAUCUGAUAGAGGACGAUGAAGAUUUAAACAAUUCUAAAGAGAAGGAAAAUGAUUCUGAAAUUGACAACAGCAGCAAGACGAAGAGAAGAAACAAAGAAGAGAAAGAUAUUACAUUGAACAUGCCUAAGAAGAAAUUAAAGAUCUCGAGUUCAAACCGAGUCGAAAAUAUCGACGAGAAACAAACAGACAAAAAUACAAGCGUGUCUAUUCUGAACACACACGUCAAGUCAUCAUGUUCGAGGAGUCCCAGUCUGUUUGACGACAGCUUGAAUCUCGACACCCAGAUGUGUGACAUUCUCGAGCAAAAUGUCAUGGACUUAUCUGGACUGGAGGACUCCAGUGCAUUCGAGAGCAGGUCGAACGUUACAAGUACGUUGCAAAAGAAAUCUGUGGGUCCGAGCGACGACAGUGUGCAAACGUGCAAUGACAAUAACUCAGAUGCGCACGUUCCAGCAGACACGGCUCAUUUGCUACCCAAGAACAGCGUGUUGUCGUGGGACGACGACUCGUGGAACAGUUUCGCGGAGCUGUCGAAGAAGGUGGUCGAAAAUAACGUUCAGAAUAUGAGUAAAGAAGUAUUCCAAGGCAAAAUCAAAGACAUCGUGAACACGAGUGCAUCCAUCAUUCCAAGAAAUGUGAAGGCUCAAAAUAACAAAGAAGAUCCGUGUGACAUGGGCGUAAAAAAAAGCACGACUGUCGCGUCUAAUAAGGAGAAAGCGUUGCUAAAGUCCAAAUUACUGAAGAUAACGAGCUCACAAUCGCCUGUGACGAAUGUAAUCGUUUUCAGGGGAAGCGAGCGGAAAACGUCCGUGGAUUCCAACAGAUCCGAUUCGGACAAUAUCAUCGUUGCUUCACAGCACUUUGAGUCUCCGUUCAGCGGUAACAAGAAUCGAACGAAGACGCAGUUGGAGAGGAGAAUACACACGAUGCGUUCGCAGAAGCUUACCGAGAACACUAAGGAAAUGAAUAAUCGUGUUAAUUCUCCCAUGGGAGGUGUACCGAGCGGCGCAGCAGAAGACAGCGCACAGAAGAGGAUGAAGCCGAAGUUGAAAGAAAUUUUGCCGCAAGAUUUCGCCUCGGGUAGCGUCAUAUACGAUUCCGAAGAGGAAGCAGCGGUCGGCUCGACAAAGCCGGUUUUCAGAGUCAUACAACGGCACGAGACGCAGCUGAGUGUGUCAAGGGAAAAAGUGAAGCCGAAGAUAGAGAUCGUAUCGCGAUCCGAUAACAAUAUGGAUCUGUCGAGCGAGACUGUAGAUUGGAACACGUUGAACAUCGUGAAAGUGGCGAACAAUAGGGCGAUUUUCAGUCUGUUCAAGCGCGAGGUAUUGAAGAAACGAAGCGUCGCGUUCGCCUUGCAUUGCGACGCAUACAACACGAAUAACAUAGGAUCGAGGGUCUGUGUCACCGACUCAGGGAAGAAACGAAAACUAAAGAAGCCCGUAAAUUAUACGUAUGGCAGCACAGAGAUUCGCGGUGCUGCGAUCUCCUGGGAAAAAAAUAUCGCGUAUUAUAUUUCGCUCAUUAACGCGCAAGAUUCUAAAAUCUCCGUCAAGGAACAAAUGAUUCUGUUGAAAGAGUUGCUUUCUGACACAGCUCUAUACGUGAAAUGUUUCGCGGCAAAGAACACGUAUAAACUAUUGUAUCUUUGUUGUGGAAUCUCGGCUAAAUGCAGAUUCCUCGAUCCGAUGAUUGCACAUUGGUUAUAUACCAAUAGCUCUGAGAGAAAUUUCAACGAAAUGGUGAUGCAAUAUUUUCCUGAAGGGAACUUCAUAAUGAAGCGCACUAAUUCUUAUAGCAACGUAGGCCCUGGGAUGGAUAUGCGAAGUUCUUUACCAGGCGAGUUUAGAUCAGCCGCAGAAGCCGUGCUCAUAUGGCACAUGGCGGAUAGUAUUACAAAUAAAUUGGAAGAACUCAAUCCUGUGCUACUUCAUACAUUUAGAGACACAGAAAUGAGAAUAGCGGCGAUUUUAGCUUGUAUGGAAUUAUCAGGUAUCGGCGUGAAUGUGAAAACACUGCAAGAACUGUCGUCGGUUGUUUUAAACGAAAUGCAAUCUUUAGAAACAAAAGCUUAUGAUUUAGCAGGUAGGAAAUUUAAUUUAUCGUCGUCCAAGGAAGUUGGACAGGUACUAGGAUUAUAUAAAGAUAAAAAAGUCAGUACGAGUAAGGCAGUUUUGGAGAAAUGUGACAACCCGAUAUCACGUCUCGUGAUUUUAUGGCGGAAACUAAGCGCGACAAAAACCAAAAUCAUCUACCCGUUGUUAAAUCUGUCUCAACAAGAUUCUCGUAUUCAUGGCAAUUGUUUAACUUGCACAGUGACAGGCAGAGUCUCGAUGCAGGAACCAAAUCUGCAGAAUGUACCGAAGGAUUUUCGUUUCGGCGAUAAUAAUCUCGUUGUGGGCGUAAGAAAGGCGUUUGUACCGGCUUUAGGCAACGUAAUGCUGUCUGCAGACUACUGCCAACUCGAAUUACGCCUCUUGACUCACUUUUCACAAGAUUUGGUACUAUGUGAAAUUAUGAAACAGCAGGGUGACAUCUUCAAAAAUAUUGCUGCCAAAUGGAAUAAUGUAACGGAAGAAGAGGUAACCAAUGAGAUGCGUCAGCGCACGAAACAAUUAUGCUACGGCAUGAUUUACGGCAUGGGAGUGAAGUCGCUGGCUGAAAAUCUAUGUAUAAGCGAAGCCGACGCUCAGCACUUUUUAGAAUCUUUUAUGAGCGCGUAUCCCGGCAUAUAUAAAUGGCUGGACGUCACGUUGGAGAAAGCACAUCAUGAUGGAUACGUGACCACGUUACUCGGAAGGCGUAGACAACUUCCGGACUUGAGAAGUACGAAGUCGUCUACGAGAGCUCAAGCGGAACGGCAAGCUGUAAAUACAAAAGUGCAAGGCUCCGCGGCAGACAUAGUUAAGAAAGCUAUGAUAAAUAUAGAAGAAAGAAUGAGGCAAAACUUUCCGGACUCGGCUGUAAUAUUUCCCGAGGUGCAAGAUGCUCGUAAACUAAGGAGCAACGGUCGAGAUAUGUUACAAAGGGGUGGUUACUUGGUUUUACAAUUACACGACGAAUUGUUAUAUGAGGUAAAUUUAGCAGACUUGAAAGAAGUCGCUAUAAUAAUUAAAGAGUCGAUGGAAGAAGUGUGUCAACUUACUGUGCCAUUACCCGUGAAAGUGAGAGUUGGGCCUGCAUGGGGUAGUUUAACUGAUUAUAAAUUUUAGAAGUUUUUUAAUUAUUAUAUAUUAUCUCUUGUGUUUUUAUAUUUCGAUUUUUAUAUAUUUUUGAUAAUUGAUCACGCGCUGGAUUACGUAUGAAUCAUGUCAAUAUUUACAAGUAGAUGUUUUACAUAAUAUUUAUCUUUUAUAUUUAUGAAGAUUGUAAAUAUUCUUAUUCUAUUUUAAUCGAUUAUUUCAAUUCCUCUGCCAUUUACAUAUUAUGUACUCGAGGAACAAAAAAAUCAAGGUGAUAAGCAAGAUUGCAAACAAUAUUUAUA